This is a messenger RNA of Spodoptera exigua (beet armyworm), 3424 nucleotides long. Lineage: Eukaryota; Metazoa; Arthropoda; Insecta; Lepidoptera; Noctuidae. The record is from the annotation of a GenBank genome assembly.
AUAUGGAAGUGAAACGUAUGUCAACUACUGCGCGACCAAACAACUAGGAAAUAAAUAACUCGAAAAUACUUUCUAUUAUUUAACUUGCUAGUUAUAAUGUCGAGUGUUGGCCGCGGGAGAGGGUAUACCGGUCGGCAUCAUUUGCGGGAACAACGUCCCGGUGACGAUCGAGACCCCGAGUCUGACGCCGCCGCGAGAACACUGGCUGAACUAAGUCCUCGAUCUACUGACCCAACCAGGAUGGAAGUUAAAAGAGAGACAGAGAGAGAGUCCCUGGAGCCUGAAGUGGAGACACCAGAAGCACCGGAGAAUGAGUCCCCGGGUGAAGAGGACUCUACUCUUAAGGACUUGCUCCGUGUAGAUGAACAAUAUGUUCCCUUACUUACCUUGCUAGAACAGUUCUCGCCUGGAGAAGAUGGCAUCCAAUUCAACAGAAAGUUGAGACAUUUUGAGACCACAGUCUCAUCCAUGUGCCCCGACGAGUCGCGUUUGCAACAAGCAUUCGCGACAUUCCGCGCGGCAGCCCUGCUGAACCCGGUGACGGCGCGCAAGCUGGCCGCAGUGGGCGCGUCGUUCACUCGCCAGCAAAGGCAGCAACUGCUUCGCGGAGCCUUACUCAAUGUUGUCAUGCAGGGCACCUUCUCCAAACUGGACGUACUAGAGCGCUCGAACCCGCUGUUCCUUAUAAACGCGGCGAACCUAAUGGGUGAUUACUUCGCGGAGGCUCGCCUCUGCAACGGUAACAAGGUUCACAUCCUGGCCGGGCCUCUUCUGCAAUACUUGCGAGCUUUACUAGCCGCCCAUGAUAUCCGUGCCCACCGCAGUCUCGCCACACAGCUCAUGCAGAAUGGUCGCGAACUACUCUCAGUGCUGGCCCAAGAGCUGGAUGAACUCUCCAUAUCCAUCCGUCUCCGUCUGCUCUCGCCCCCGCCAGUCAGCACCAUAUGGCUCUUAUUAUCUGCAGACCUCUGUCUCAAUAAAUUCCUCCCACUACCAAACACUUUACAACAAUUCUACGCAGCCCACUUAGAACUAACCACUGAAGAAAAUUUCAGUGAAGUUAGCUACGGAUCGUGGAAAAAAAGCCCCGAAAAGGAUGAAUACAGACCAGACGGUACAGAAAUGGCAGAAAAAGUCAGCCAAAAUAUAUCUCAGAUUAGUCUGAAUAAUAAUGAGGAUACAAAGCCUAAACUGAGGCCGAUAUUGGGCGCUGGAGCCGGCCUGCUGAGGCAGGAACAAGCGCUAUCAGUUAGCCAAGAUACUUUUGAGACGUGGACAGCUAAAAAUAACCUGAACAAGCGAUAUGACCUCAACUCCUGGCGACAGCCUGAAGAGGAGAAGAAGGAGGAAGUUGAGUACCAGCAGACCGUUCUACCACCACCACCUGUACAGCCAUUCCCCGUACCUGAUUAUCCACCGCCCAACAUAAAUAGAUACAAUUAUCCGGAAAAUUUCGUAAACUAUUUACAACAAGGUGAUGGAGCCUACAUCCAGAACCAAUACACAAAUGUUGCUUACAACCAGCAGGGGGGCGACAACUUCCAAAGUUACCCCGAAAGAAAUGUCUCCCAGACCCCGGAUAGGCCCGUAGAAAGAGUUGCAGAAAGGACCCCCGUUCCCCCAAUGCCUGAACGCGUUAACAAUGAAAUGCAAAAAAACAGUAACCGAAGACCCGUAGAGAAUUGGAGGAAAGAGAAAUCCGAAGUUAAGGAUGAUCCUAAUAGAAAUAGACAGAGAAACUGGACUAGACAAAAGUCUAAAGACAACGGUAGUGAAGACGAAGACAAAGAGAAGUAUAAGGAUAGGUCUACGUCGAGAAAUAGAGAUGGUAGAGCCGGCAGAUUGAACAGGAGAAGUAGUGGAGACGAAGAUGGAACAACAGCCAAGGCGACCCCACGAUGCCGUGUCACGGACGUACCGCGCAGCUCAAAAUACUGGGACCACGACGACCGAUGUGACAAGGAUUACAAUAGUUAGUAGGAACUACUAUUACUAUCAUAGUGACGCACAGGGGCGUUGUCCAAAAUGGGUCUUAUGACCCCAUGGGGCUAUAGACCCCAAAAGUUAUAGUGAAUAUUUUAAUUGCUCAAAUAAAAUUGUAAAUUGAACAUACAUUUGAAAUAAUUUAGUUACCCCCAUUGUCUUAAUGUGGGGUCAUUAGUCCCGAAUUUAAAAUAUCCAGUAAUACAUUAGACGAUGUGUUCACUAAUAAUAUUCACUAUAACGCUAUUAAUAUUCCUGGGGUCACCGGGAAUGGUCGGCGGCGCCACCUUUAGUGAUAAACUAAUGGACUUUAUAACUUCAUUGGAACUUUAUUAGUGAAAUUUUGAGUGAUGUGGACACCUUAGUGAAAGUGACAUUUUAAUACCGAAAGUGCAUGCCUGUUGGAAAUUCUAGUGUUUAACUACAAAAAGGUAAUGUACCUAGUCUAGUGGUCUGUGAAACAAUAUUUUGUCCGAUUCUCCGCUGGACGAAUUUUAUUUUCAUAUAAAUUUCGAUAGGAAAUUAUUAUGAAAGUAGAUUUUGUACUGAGAUUUGAAACCUACUUUAUGUAGGCUCUUGAAUUUGUCGGACGUUUGAAAUUGAUUGUCCGGUAUCAUCCGAGACUUUCUUAGUUAACUUUAUAGUAAAUAGCGAAAUAAAAUAUGUUCUAAAUGUGCUAACAUAAUGUUAAAUAAUUAUGGUAACUAAGAUAAAAGUUUCGUUGAACCGAAGCUGUUAGUUUAGUUAAAUUAAGUAAUUAAAGGAUCAAAUCUCGAUAACUGAGAUUGAGGUCAUUAGUCAUAUAUUGAUCUUAAGCCUUAAUAGGUUUAACUUGAAACAAGAUAUGUUAAUUAUAACCUGUAAUUUGGACUUUUGGAAGUCUAAAACAUACAAAUAUUGAUAAAAAUAAUACUUUAAAGAAAAAGUUUAUCUUUCAUCUCUAAUAUAUGGAAGAACUUGUCCAGAGCGUGUAUUAGCUAUGUUUCCACCCAAAAAUCAUGAUCCAACACCCGGUUUCUGAAAGGCUUGUCAACGCUAAAAUUAACUAUUCUCUUGUUAAAUCUCUUGUCAAGUCAUCUGAUUGGUUGUUGAUAAUUCAGUCAACCAAUCAGAUGACUUGACAAGAGAUUAAAUUGAUUUUAACAUUGAUCGGACUUUCGGAAACUGGGGGUUAGCUGGACUGAUUAGGUGGUUCAUAUAGGGUGACUGGUAAUUAGUAUUAAAACGUAAUUGUACUCAUAAUAACAAACAACUUUUCAAAGAAACUAUUUUUCUAUUUGCUAUGUGCGAUGUGGGUGGUGUUAAACGGCAAAUCGAUCGUAGCGCACGACGUGGCAGAAAUGUGAAUUAAUUCUGGACUGUCAUGUGUCAAAUUGCUUUAUUUUCAUAACUUCCUUUAUAAUUUUAAGUAAAACGUAAAAAUUUGCGAUGUGGGUCAUAG